AUGUCGCAGGUGUUUGACAGUCUUGUCCAAAAAUAUUUGGAUGUUGAGCGAUACGCAAAUGACGUCAGAUAUGUGAACUACUGCAUCAAAUGUGCCAGUUAUUACUCCGAGCCCAUCGCGCUGUAUAGUUACAUCUUCAGUAAGGGUGUCGGCACCAGGACCGCAGCCCUCUACGUGGCCUGGGCGCUGCAGUUUGAACAGAGAGGACUGAACGAUCAGGCUGAUGGUGUUUACCAGAAAGCGUUGGAAAACCAAGCCCAGCCAGCCGAGACCGUGCUCCAUGAAUACAGGCAGUUUCAAACAAGAACCAAAAGCCAGACAGCAGCAGCAACAGGAACAGGUCGAACCCCUUUGCAGGACUCCCAUUUAACCAAUCAGAUGACGUCCAACAGAGAGCCUGCUGCUCAGAGCAAGGCCACUGUGGAUUGUCCAUCCAAACCUCCUUCAUAUAGCAUAGUUGUCUCCCGCUCUGAGACUUCAAGGGCGCUUCCCUCUGGUCAAGGCUCCAGCGUUCCCACCGUGUCGGCCUACAUGACAGACGAACUCGUAUGUGAAGGAUCUGAAUUAUGCUUCGAGGAGGUCCGAGCUCAAAAGUACUUCUUUCAGCUCCGCGAGAAGCAGGAGAGGGAGAAGAUGGAAAUCGCGGAGAGGAAGCUGAGGGAGAAGGAGGAAGGCAUCCUGAGCAUUAAAUCUAAGCUGAUGGAAAUUGAGCAGAGUCUGGAAGCCUGCGAAGAUUUCAGAAGACAGCCGUCAUCACAGAGGCUGUCUGUAGUAGAAACAGCCAUCGGUCCGAACCCCAAUCUUACCCAGAAUCCCUUUGGGCGUCCUCGACCCUCAAACAGCCUGAGCAGCAGGCGCUCUCUCGGCUUGAGAUUACACACGGAGCCGACCUUCAUCCAAGAGCCCAGCGCCUUCCCCUUCCCCGAACCCGUUCAACAGCUCAGCCGCACCAUGACAACAGACCCAAACGCUCUGAGCUCAGCGGUAUCCCAUCAUCCCUCUGUGCUGGGUGACAGGAGUGUUCAUUUGCCAACAAUGGAUGGAGCGUCUUCUGUCACUCAGGCCUCGAUGGUUCAGCCUCCGUCAGUUCAGCCUCCGUCAGUCCAGCUGGGUAUGAGCUUCGAGCAGAUGAACCUGUCGCUGCACAGACCGGCCGCUGUGAAUCCAGAUGUUCUCAGCGAGGAUGAUCAUCUUCAUCACAGCAGCCUGGAGGACUAUCAACCCCAGCAGCCAAUCAUUACACAUCAAGAUGUCGGUCACCUAGCAGCAGAGCCUGAGGAGAAACUUGAUAGAGUGAUCAUGGACAUGUUCCAGGCCCCGACGCUCCUAGAGGACCCGUUCAACAACACAUCAGUGCUCCAGACAGCCGAGGAGUUUAAUGCUGGAUACCCAAGAAACGGAGGCACUUCCUUGUUCAACAAACCCCCGACCACGACGCCGUUCACUAUCUUCCAAGAUGACUUCGACAAAGAAAACGGAAGUUCUGCUGCUCCUGCUGCUGCUGCCGCGGCGGAGAAGCCAAAAGCAGUCAAAGCUCUGGCUGAAAUCCCAGUGUCCAAACCAGACAAACCUAAUGACACUCCUCCAGAUCUGAUGCCAGAUGAGAGUACCAUGUGGGGGGCUCGCUACAACUCCCUCAACUCGCUGGCCGCUUGUCCCAACAGCACCACAGACUUCGCCAUGUUGGCCCAGUUCGUCUCCACUCCGUUCACACACAAAACUCCUUCCAGCAGCAACUUCUUCCAGGAUCAAGAGAACACCUGUGAUAAUGCAGAUGGUGAUGAUGAAGCUUUUAUCACACGUCAGACCAAAAAACUCAGCCCCAUCAUAGAGCACAGUCCACCUGAUGAGACGGGCCUCAGUGUCCUCGUCCCCUCAGCGGCGACACAAGGCACCAUCGUGGGUGAAGGUCUCUCUGCACCUCAGCACUGCCUGACCUCCUCCUCCAUCACCAUGGUGCAGCCCCCUCCUCCGGCCGUGCUGUCCUUCAGAGACCAGACGCUCUGUCCCACCGACUCCUCCAUCACCAUGGCGCAGCCUCCUCCUCCGGCCGUGCUGUCCUUCAGAGACCAGACGCUCUGUCCCACCGACUCCUCCAUCCACAGGACCACGGGACCCGGCUGGGAAGUUUACACGAGCCCCGAGCAGCCUCCCAAACAGGCCUCUCUGAGCGCACCCGAGAGCUCAGUCAGACCCAGAAGUGAACCUUUUACAAUCAUGGAGGAUUUAGACGAACCCAAAAGCCCAGAGCGAGCCCCAAAACCAGCGUUUGACGUUCACAUGAGCCCAGAGAACGCUCCCAAAGCAGACUGGCUGUUUGUCCGAAGCCCCGUGGCCACAGCGGAGCAGGACCUGGACCUGGACCUGGACGCCUUCCUGAGUCCGUGCCCGUUCAAGAAAGAAGACACCGUCCAAAUCAAGUUCCAGGACAUCCCCAUCCGGAGUCCGGAGCAGCCGCGGGUCUGUGCCGACGUGCCCAUGAGCCCCAUGCAGACACACCAGUUCGGCACCGUGGACGAACCCAUGAUGAGUCCAGACAGAAGCAUGAGGAUCCACGCUGACGUCUCCAUGAACCCGACGACACCCAGGACAGCAGGAGUCCCGCAGGUGUGCGACCCCUGGGACAACGAACUGAUCUCGGAUCUGCUGUCGACACUGAACCCGCCUCUCCCCUCCCACCCUCGCUGCAUCACCUGGCAGUGCAACAUACCAAACAUCAGCCCCAAGAUGACCAUCAGCAUGGGAAAUGCUUCCCUGAGAGUCGACUGCGUCCUCGGACAAGGAGCUUUCGCCACCGUUUACCAGGCAACUGACCCCACGACGUCAGAGAAGGUGGUUAUAAAGGUUCAGAAACCGGCCAAUCCCUGGGAGUUUUACAUCAACACUCAGCUGGACGCUCGGCUGCAGCCCGACGUUCGUCACCUGUACAGCAGCAUCCGCUCCGCUCACCUCUUCAACAACGGCAGCGUGCUGCUCGGCAAGCUGCACAACUACGGCACUCUGCUGAACGCAGUGAACAUCUAUAAGACCCUGAGCGAUAAGGUGAUGCCUCAGCCUCUGGUCAUGUACUUCACUGUCUGUAUCCUGCACAUGGUGGAGCAGCUGCACAACAUCCACGUCAUCCACGCUGACAUCAAACCUGACAACUUUAUGCUGGGAGAGAGGUUCUUGGAGAACAAGUGCUUCGAUGCGGAGAACGUGGACCACGGCCUCGCCCUCAUCGACCUCGGACAGAGCAUCGACAUGGAGCUCUUCCCAGCAGGCACCACUUUCACCGCCAAGUGUUUGACGUCAGGCUUCCAGUGUACCGAGAUGCUCAGCGGGAAACCCUGGAGCUAUCAGACGGACUACUUUGGGAUCGCAGGGACCGUCUACUGCAUGCUGUUUGGGACGUACAUGCAGGUCAUGAAUGAAGGCGGCGUGUGGAAGACAAACGCUGUGUUUAGAAGGAACCCCCACAGCGACUUGUGGCUGGAGUUCUUCCACACGCUGCUGAACGUACCGGACUGCCGCUCUCCGCUGAGCCUGCAGAGCCUCCGCCACAAACUGACAUCCACCCUGCAGCAGGAGUACAGCAGCAAGCUCCCCACACUGAAGAACCGCCUGGUGGUGAUGCUGCUGGAGAACCGCAAGACAACUCGCCGAUGACGACUCAUUACUCCUCUAUCUUUUACUUCUUCCUUCCCCUGCAUCUCUUCAUAUUUUAUUAUUUACAUUUUACC
This is a messenger RNA of Scomber japonicus (chub mackerel), 3722 nucleotides long. It is a transcript of the gene bub1, whose product is annotated as BUB1 mitotic checkpoint serine/threonine kinase. Gene Ontology annotation, biological process: mitotic spindle assembly checkpoint signaling; meiotic sister chromatid cohesion, centromeric; protein phosphorylation. The transcript has 21 exons. Gene Ontology annotation, molecular function: ATP binding; protein kinase activity. The record is from RefSeq and is a predicted model, not a curated record. The coding region runs from base 1 to 3648 and encodes 1215 amino acids. Lineage: Eukaryota; Metazoa; Chordata; Actinopteri; Scombriformes; Scombridae.